Messenger RNA from Podospora anserina S mat+, 1083 nucleotides. RefSeq lists its product as uncharacterized. Gene Ontology annotation, biological process: glucan catabolic process. The record is from RefSeq and is a predicted model, not a curated record. Bases 1 to 1083 code for a protein of 360 amino acids. Lineage: Eukaryota; Fungi; Ascomycota; Sordariomycetes; Sordariales; Podosporaceae. Gene Ontology annotation, molecular function: hydrolase activity, hydrolyzing O-glycosyl compounds. The transcript is spliced from 3 exons.
AUGUCAUACGACGAGAAGGAACCCUCCUUUUGGAGCCCGAGGACGUGGACGAGAAGGGCGUGGCUGAUCUUUGCGACGGUGAUUAUCAUCAUUGUCAUUGUUGUGGUGGCAACUGUGGUGGGAGUGAAUGCGACGAGGAAUAACAACAACAAUGGGAGCGACGAGUUUCCCUUCAUUGAUGCGCAUCCGAAUUAUACUAAGUUGGACUACCAGUUGGUAGAGACAUGUGAAAUAGACCUGCCCUCAAACUUUUUUGAAAAGUUCACCUAUUUCAACACUUACGAUCCUUCCCAUGGUUUCGUACACUACGUCUCGCCUGGGGAUGCCGAUCUCUACAACCUCACCACCGCCAACCAAGACACCAUCAACAUCCGGGUCGACACUUCUCGUGACAAUGCCACCACUGGGAGACACUCCGUCCGUCUGGAAUCCAACCGCCAGUACGAAUCUGGUCUUUUCAUCUUUGACGUCAAGCACACCCCCGUGGGAUGCGGUACCUGGCCUGCCCUUUGGCUCACCGAUCCUUCGCCUGGCGCCUGGCCGGCCAACGGAGAGAUUGACAUCAUGGAGUCGGUAAACCAGGGCACAGACGGCAAUCUUGUUGCGCUUCACACCACAGAGGGCUGCAACGUGAAGCGCGUCCGCAGGGAACUGACCGGCACCAUCGGAGCAGAGGACUGCUGGAAUGAAACCAACCACAACGAAGGUUGCACAGUCAAAGGCCCCAAGAACACAUUUGGGCCCAAGUUCAAUGCCGCCGGAGGAGGUGUGGUAGCGUUGGAAUGGAGACAGGAGGGGAUCAGGAGUUGGAUCUGGCCCAGAAGCGACAUCCCCACUGACAUCAACCUCGACGUUGCUGCUCUUGGACAAGGCAGUCGGGGCGUGACAGCAAAGCCGGACCCCAGCAGCUGGGGACUGCCUUUGGCGGACUUUCCUAACACGAGGUGCGACAUGGAGCAGCACUUUAGGAACCAGAGCUUGAUUGUCAAUAUCAAUAUCUGCGGUGACUUCAUCACGGAGGAUAUCUGGAACGGGAGCGGCUGCGGUAAGUCAAGAAGAAGCUCUCUUUUUCCAAGACAAUGA